Molecule: messenger RNA, 2220 nt
Organism: Abrus precatorius (Indian licorice)
Lineage: Eukaryota; Viridiplantae; Streptophyta; Magnoliopsida; Fabales; Fabaceae
Product: probable cyclic nucleotide-gated ion channel 20, chloroplastic
Exons: 12
Coding region: 1-2220 (739 amino acids)
Biological process (GO): transmembrane transport; monoatomic ion transport
Cellular component (GO): membrane
Molecular function (GO): monoatomic ion channel activity
Source: RefSeq, a predicted model, not a curated record
AUGGAGGAUUCACUCAAGGAUGAUGGGCUAGUUUUAUCACUCCAAUAUUCACAAUCAGCAAAUAAUCAUAGGGAACCUAAAUUUCAGAAAUUUACACCUGAGAGUCAGAACCAUUCAAUUUCUAUUCCUCUGAGACACUGUAAUUCUAUAUUGAAUGAAAGAAGAACACUUACAGAGGCAAGUGGCAACGUUAAUUGGGAAAUUUAUAGCCAUUUUCAGCAAAAUCAAGGUGCAAGUAGGAGGGAAAGCUUGGAGAAAUUUCCUUCAGUAAAUGGAGGUUCUGUGGAAAUUGAUUCUUAUUCUACAACUUGCCCAAGAUAUGAUCACACAAAAAAUGAGGCAAACAAGUCAAAAUUUUCACAUGUACUUACUCAGCUCCAUAAAGUUCAUAAAGGCUUGGUUACAAAAUCAUCAUCAUGUUUACAUAUUCCUGGAGUCAUCAGCCCUCAUGCCAAAGCCGUGCAGCAGUGGAACAGAGUUUUUGUCAGUGCUUGUCUGGUGGCAGUUUUCGUAGACCCUUUAUUUUUCUUCUUGCUAUCAGCAAUCAAGGAAUUGAAAUGCAUUGUUAUUGAACCGGCCAAUAGUCCCAUUACAAUUGCAAUUGUAAUUUUUAGAAGCCUGACCGAUUUUAUAUACCUCUUGCAUAUUCUUCUCCAGUUUAGGUUGGCUUAUGUGGCCCCGGAAUCUAGAGUGGUUGGUGCAGGAGAGGUGGUCGAACAUCCAAAAAAAAUUGCACUCAAUUACCUUAGGGGCUAUCUUGUCAUUGACAUAUUUAAUGUAAUGCCAGUUCCUCAGGUGAGUAUUAUAUUAUUUAUGCUACCAAAAUUCUUUGGAUCUUCUGGAGCUCAAGCUAAUACUGAAAAAAAUAUUUUACGGGUUUCUAUUCUUCUUCAAAACCUUCCCAGAUUGUGUAGGUUUCUUACUCUGCUUGCUAGGCAGACUCCAAGUGGCUUCAUUUUUGAGUCAGCAUGGGAAAAUUUCAUUAUAAAUCUUCUCAUUUUCAUGUUGUCUGCCCAUGUUGUGGGUUCAUGUUGGUAUCUCUUUGGAUUACAGAGAGUUAACCAAUGCCUUCGAGAUGCCUGCCACAGCUCCAACAUAGAGUCAUGCAUGAGGUUUAUUGAUUGUGGGAAUGGGAAUUCUGUAGACGUUUUCCUUGAUCCAACGUGGAGUAGCUGGAUAAAUGAUACGAGUUCUAGUGCUUGUUUUCAAAAAGAUGGUGGUUUCAAUUAUGGAAUCUAUGCUGAAGCAGUUGGCCUUAUUGCUAUAAAUGAUAGUGUGUUUAUUCAAAAAUAUGUUUAUUCAUUGUUCUGGGGGUUCCAGCAAAUCAGCACUCUAGCUGGAAAUCUAACUCCAAGCUACUUCGUUUGGGAGGUUCUUUUCACCAUGGCUAUUGUUGGGCUAGGCCUAUUGCUCUUUGCCCUCCUCAUAGGAAAUAUGCAGAACUUUCUUCAGGCUCUUGGACAGAGGAGAUUGGAAAUGUCAUUGAGACAACGAGAUUAUGAUCGAUGGAUGAGCCAUCGAUGCUUGCCGGAAGAACUAAGAAGGCAAGUAAGAAGCGCUGAACGGUAUAACUGGGUUGCCAGCAGAGGGGUAAAUGAAGAAAAGCUUUUGGAGAAUCUGCCUGAAGAACUUCAAAGAGAUAUAAGACGUCAUCUCUUCAAAUUUGUGAAGAAGGUUAGGAUUUUUUCCAUUAUGGAUGAUCAAUUAAUAGAUGCAAUUUGUGAAAGGCUAAAGCUGAAGAUAUUCAUUGAAGAAAGCAAAAUUCUAUAUCCUGGUGGUGCAAUUGAGAAGAUUAUUUUUAUCAUACGUGGAAAAGUGGAGAGCAUAGAAGACAAAACUAUAGUUUCCUUAUCCGAGGGAGAUGUUUGUGGCGAGGAACUUCUCACAUGGUGCCUCGAACAUUAUUCAGUAAACAAAAAUGGGAGAAAAGUAAAGAUUAGUGGACAGAGGGUACUUAGCAACAGAACAGUUAGAUGCUUAACGAAUGUAGAAGCGUUUGUGCUGCAAGUUUCAGAUCUUGAAGAGGUCACUAGUCUUUAUGCAAGAUUUUUGCGGAAUCAACGUGUUCUUGGAGCUAUCAGGUAUGAAUCACCUUACUGGAGAGCUUUUGCAGCAAAAUGCAUUCAAGUAACUUGGAGAUACCAUAGGAGGCGCCGAACGCGUUACGCGGGAACAUGCUCAUACCCCCCUCAAUCUAACCAUUCAUUAAUAAAUAGUUAA